UACCCUCGGCGCCUGUUGAUAUAUCGUGCACCGACGCUGGAGCUUGCGACGAUAGGUACCAUCAAACUUACAGGCCUGGGCGCCUUCGCCAUGGCUUGUCUUGUCAUUGCUCCCAAUGUCUACUUCGACGAGUCCAGUCCCCUGUGGAUGACCCCUGCAGUCAUCGUCGUGUCCGCAACUCUUCUCCCUCUCUUUCACGUCUUGACGAGGCCUUCCGUAGCCACCAUCUUCAUCGACGCUCCCGCUACGGCCCGUCGUUCCAAGGAGGCAUUGAUCUCUUUUGCUAAACGUCUCCCUCUAGACACUGCCUUGGAGAUUCAGACGCUAGGUCUCCUUGCUGUACCCAGGACAAAGACAUUGCGCGUUGGAGAAUUGAGACUUCGCCCCGAAGGUUGGGGUCGAUUGGCCAAUCUUGAGCAGGUCCACGCCAUUGACAAAACCUCCAAGGUUCCCAAGUGGGCAAGGUGGUCGCUGCAGCGUUUCUACGCUCGCCCGGUCGCCUCUCGCUGGAAGAACAGCCGUGCUCCUGAAAUUUGGCCUCUGGUCUUUGAGGCCAUCACUAGGAAUACCGUCGCCAACAUGUCCAAGAAGAAUCUGUCAACACCUGUGAGUGUGGUGCCUCCAACUCGACCACAGCUGCCUGCAAGUGUGGUGCGACCAGCUCAAUCACCACCUUCAGUCGUGCAGGCAAAGGUGCCGACUCCUCAGAAGAAGGCGCCGGGUUCCAAGACUGUACCAACAGGUAGACAAAACAUGCGCAGAAAGUAG
Messenger RNA from Aureobasidium musti, 768 nucleotides. NCBI's taxonomy places the organism in Eukaryota, Fungi, Ascomycota, Dothideomycetes, Dothideales, Saccotheciaceae. The record is from the annotation of a GenBank genome assembly.